AUGAAUGAAGUACUUAUGGGUGACUACAUGAGGCCUGAACCAUCACAGAUAUUGAUUGGAGAUACAGUCACUCUCACAUGUGACAUACAGGGUGAAGGAUGGACAUACACAUGGCAGUGUGGAGGUAGAGAGCAGGCCUCUAUGGAGAAAGAGUUCAACAUCACUGCAGUGUCCACACAGAAAUGCAGGUGUUGUGGCAAGAGACAAUCAGACACCUCUGAAUGGAGUGAAGAAGUGACUCUGACUGUGUUGUACAAACCCAAAGUAAGUGUAAAGCCGCAGAGUUCAGUGUUCACUGGAGACACAGUUACUCUGAGCUGUGAUGUGGGACAGUCAACGGGACGAACGGUUUUCUGGUUCAAAGACUUCAAGAGAAUAAAAGCUAGUGAUGAUGUAGAAAUACGGAGUAAUGUGAGUAUGUCUGAUGGAGGACAGUAUAGGUGCAGUGCACAAAAAGGAAAGUACUUCACAACUCAAAGUCGAAGAGUUGUGCUAACAGUAAGUGAGAGACCCAAGCCUGUGUUGCGUGUAGAUCCUGAUGAACAUGUGUUCAGAGGACAGACGGUCAUUCUCACAUGUGACAUACAGGAGACAGACGUCAGCAUCUGGAGCUACAUCUGGAGUAAAGAUGAUUCACAGAUUGAUGUCAGUCAGUCACAGGAAUACAGAAUCAGUUCUGUUAAUGAAUCUCACACGGGUCGUUACAGCUGUACUGGAAGAGAAACAGGAGGAUCACGAUCCUCACACACCAGUGACACAGUUACACUCACACUAUCAGUGCAUCCAGAGAGACCUAAACCUCUUCUGACUGUUCAGCCUGAACCAUCACAGAUAUUGAUUGGAGAUACAGUCACUCUCACAUGUGACAUACAGGGUGAAGGAUGGACAUACACAUGGCAGUGUGGAGGUAGAGAGCAGGCCUCUAUGGAGAAAGAGUUCAACAUCACUGCAGUGUCCACACAGAAAUGCAGGUGUUGUGUCAAGAGACAAUCAGACACCUCUGAAUGGAGUGAAGAAGUGACUCUGACUGUGUUGUGUGAGUCAUCAUGAUCUU
Messenger RNA from Carassius auratus (goldfish), 1054 nucleotides. Its product is annotated as peroxidasin homolog. Gene Ontology annotation, cellular component: external side of plasma membrane. Gene Ontology annotation, biological process: cell surface receptor signaling pathway; immune response. The record is from RefSeq and is a predicted model, not a curated record. Gene Ontology annotation, molecular function: transmembrane signaling receptor activity. Bases 1 to 1050 code for a protein of 349 amino acids. The transcript has 6 exons. NCBI's taxonomy places the organism in Eukaryota, Metazoa, Chordata, Actinopteri, Cypriniformes, Cyprinidae.